GACGUUCAACCUCUCGACCCCAAAUUUCGCAGGUAAUAUUAACAAUGUGGCUCCUGAAAGGACUCCUCUUUGCGGUUCUACUUGCACUUGUCUCGACGAAAGGAAUCCAUCCUAAUAAGGACUCGACGAAAGGAAUCCAUCCUAAUAAGCGUUCUCUGGAUUCUUUGGAGGACUGGGGGCUCAAUUCGCGGCCUAUCAACUAGUCGCCGUUAUCAAAAACCAGUGUGUUGAAGUCGCAAUGUAAAAGUCCUACAAAAUCACUUCCCAAAUUUUAUUAUCUUCGUUCUCGUCCUUCUCAAUUACGAUACCCUGUUUC
Messenger RNA from Cylicocyclus nassatus, 316 nucleotides. The record is from the annotation of a GenBank genome assembly. NCBI's taxonomy places the organism in Eukaryota, Metazoa, Nematoda, Chromadorea, Rhabditida, Strongylidae.